GACUUAGACAUUUUUUCAUCCUUCAGAGUUGAAUUUGUUCAUCAGUUCAAAAUUCUGAAAAAUUUUCAAAGCCAAAUUUUUUUGGGGCUGAUGAUGUUUCUUCAUUUUGAGCAGAAAAAAGGGAAAAGGAUUCUCAUGAUAGUAUGUAGUUUGCAUUUCGCGCGGCAUUACACUCAACUGACACCCAUUACCAUUUGAGAUCGAUAGUCCCCGAGCAAGACAGGUGAUCGAGAUUACCGGAUUUAUGGUAUUGUACUCGUCUUCAACAGAUAAAUGCCACCUAUAAAGGCAUUGUCGAAUUGUCCAUUUUAUGCAUGAUCAGAAAUUCUCUCGUCAAACUUUACCACACUGCGCACAGACGUUUACAUUGUGUAUGUCUCUGUGGUCUACUGGCCACAUCUGCUUGUUGUCAUACAAGAAUCAACUUCGGUCUUGUAAGUCAAAGUGAACUUGUUCUUGAUAAAAUGAACUGCGUCAUUGCCAUGACUGGCAAUUCGACUCAGGAAAGCUGACUAUGGAAAUUCGCAGGUUUACAGUGAUACUUUUAUGUUCUUUUCUGACAUCAACUGGUGGAGACAUGGGGGAGGGCGAGAUAGAAUGUUAUUUCUGUGAAGGUGAUGCCAAGAACAGCACGUGUGCCAACAAUGGUACCGACUUCGACCUGCAUCCCGAUGUGCGAGUGGGCAUGUGCAAAAAGGGCAUGUGUGUCAAGUGGGCAAGGCGGAAGAACGGGACCAUGUGGUUGGAGCGAACCUGUACCUAUGCGAUGGAGAACUUUCAUCUCAUCGUCAGCGAUGAUUGCAGGAAGGAGAAAUAUGGCAACGGAUUUAUCUGUAUGUGUGGAAGAGACAAGUGCAAUUCAAGUUUAAGUAUUAACGGAAGAUACCAUACACUGACUACAGUGACCUUAUCUGUACUGACUUCAGUAUUAGCGUUGUAUGGGUGCACGUGAUACAUGGUCUGGACACCACUUUCACGUUCAGGUGUUGGGUGCUGGGAAAUAACAGAUGAACUGUAGAGUUUAGCUGCAGCCCACGAGAUGGCGAUAACUUUUUGUAAGCUGUAUGGCCAUCGUCGCCGUGUGAUGCGCGGUGCAACGCGUUUCACAGGAAAGAUUUGCGCAAAUCGCGUGGGCAGCAUCGUAUCUUUACGUAAGUCUAACAAAACCAAACUGUGAUAUAAUGCAAAUGACAAGUUUUAAUGUUGUAAAUAAAUAAU
Molecule: messenger RNA, 1218 nt
Organism: Lineus longissimus
Lineage: Eukaryota; Metazoa; Nemertea; Pilidiophora; Heteronemertea; Lineidae
Product: UPAR/Ly6 domain-containing protein qvr-like
Exons: 3
Coding region: 515-952 (145 amino acids)
Biological process (GO): regulation of synaptic transmission, cholinergic; sleep; positive regulation of voltage-gated potassium channel activity
Source: RefSeq, a predicted model, not a curated record